Molecule: messenger RNA, 1128 nt
Organism: Insectozyma verbasci
Lineage: Eukaryota; Fungi; Ascomycota; Pichiomycetes; Serinales; Debaryomycetaceae
Source: the annotation of a GenBank genome assembly
AUGGAAGGAAUGAUUAUACCAAAUUCAAAAGAUCAACAUGCUACGAUAUUAUUAAUGGGUCUAAGAAGAGGUGGUAAAUCAUCUAUUUGUAAAGUUGUAUUCCAUAAUAUGCAACCACUAGAUACUUUAUAUUUGGAAAGUACGUCUAAACCAACUACUGAACAAUUUUCAUCAUUAAUUAAUUUAUCAGUUAUGGAAUUACCAGGUCAAUUAAAUUAUUUUGAACCAAAUUAUGAUUCAGAAAGAUUAUUUAGUAAUAUUGGUGCUUUGGUUUAUGUAAUUGAUUCACAAGAUGAAUAUUUAAAUGCAUUAACCAAUUUAUCAAUGAUUAUUGAAUUUGCAGUAAAAGUUAAUCCUAAAAUUCAAAUUGAAGUUUUAAUUCAUAAAGUUGAUGGAUUAAGUGAAGAUUAUAAAAUUGAUGCUCAAAGAGAUAUCAUGCAAAGAUGUGGUGAUGAAUUAUUAGAUUUAGGUUUAGAAGGUGUUCAAGUUUCAUUUUAUUUAACUUCAAUCUUUGAUCAUCUGAUUUAUGAGGCGUUUUCAAGAAUUGUUCAGAAAUUAAUUCCUGAAUUACCAAGUUUAGAGAAUAUGUUGGAUAAUUUAGUUAGUCAUUCAUCAAUUGAUAAAGUAUUUUUAUUUGAUAUAAAUUCAAAAAUCUACGUUGCAACAGAUUCAGGACCUGUUGAUAUUCAAACUUAUGAAGUGUGUGCUGAAUUUAUUGAUAUAAGUAUUGAUUUGGAUGAUUUAUACAUUGAAAAUGAGGAAAACAACAACAAUAACAACAAUAAUAAUAAUAUUAAUAAUAAUAGUAAUAAUAAUAACCUUUUGAAUAAUGCACAAAAUAUUACAUCAAAAUCUAAAGAAUUAAAGUCAAUAAGUCAUUUAAGUAAUGGAUCUGUAUUAUAUUUAAAACAAAUGAUUAGAGGUUUAGCAUUAGUUGCAUUAAUACGGAAUGAAAAUCAAAUAUCAACAUCAAAUAAUACAAAUAUAAAUGAAACAUUUAAUGAAAUUUUACUAAAAAGAUCAAAUAAUGAUGAAAUUGAAAAAUCAUUAACUAUAAUUGAUUACAAUGUGGAUUUAUUUAAAGAUUCAUUAAUGAAAAUAUGGAAAACUUCAAAAUUAAUUAAAUAA